Molecule: messenger RNA, 294 nt
Organism: Suhomyces tanzawaensis NRRL Y-17324
Lineage: Eukaryota; Fungi; Ascomycota; Pichiomycetes; Serinales; Debaryomycetaceae
Exons: 1
Coding region: 1-294 (97 amino acids)
Source: RefSeq, a predicted model, not a curated record
AUGCUGUCCCGUAAGCCGGCCUACAAGCCCCAAGAGAGAGUGUCCAAGUCCAGGGCGUUGAACGCGUCCAUCCUCACUGUCCUUACGUUGUUGUUGGUAGUCAUGUGGGCUUACCACACCGUGUGGGCAGUCAAGGUCAUGAUCAACAGACCUUAUGGUAGCUUCUUGAACAACUUGAUCUUUGGCCCUGGUACCUUGAUCGCCAACACGGGGGUAAGCACCAAGAUCGUCUCUUACAUCAACACCAAGUUGGUCGAGGACAAAAUCGAUUCUGACCACAAGAAGUACAUUUAA